CCGCCUCUCGCUCGCCCCAUCACUCAGUCUCUUCCCCCCCGCUAGUCCCUUUCUCCAAGCCACUUCUUGCAUAAGUGUGCUUCUUGCGCGCAACACAACGACCCACUCUCUUCCCCACACUCGUGACUCCACCUAUACUGCACGCACACCCGCGCAAACGCCCUUCCGCCUAUACCGCUCCCCCCCGCACUGGUCGCCGGCCGCCGUUUGCUGACUGCUUGCUGCCGCUCAGCAUAUAGCGUCUUGCCCUGCCUGUCUCUCCUGCGCUGCCGCGCUGCUGCCGACAUCUCUUGCGACUCGCGAACAUCUCUGCUGCUUCUGUUGCUCCCGCUCCGCUCCACCAAUUCUUCUCUCUCUCUCUCUCUCUCCCCACACCGCGCUCCUUGUCAAGAUGUCGGAGAAGAAGCCAUCAAGAAAGUCCAUCCUGAGCUCCAUCGGGUCCAAGAAGCAGCACCAGAAGCAGGAGGCUGCUGCUGCUGCUCAGGCCGCUCAGGCUGCUCAAAGCGCAGGUCCGACGGCAGCCCAGAAGAAUGAGUCUUUGAACAACAGCAACGGCGAUCAUGGAGCGUCCAACGGAGCUUCAGAUGCAGCGAGAUACCGCGACGAUGUGCUCAAGGGCGACAACAACAAGGCGGCGCAGGACGAUGAGCAUGACCCUGAUGUCCCCGACGACGCGGACGCGAAUGCGGCUCUGCAAGAGGCAGAAGAGGAUUACGGCGCUCCUCUAGGACCCAGCAAAGACGCAGCUGCUUUGAUCGAAGAGGAGGAGAGGGCGAACGCUGCGGCCAAAAAGAGCUCAACACCUGCCCACAAGCGAGGAUCCAAGCGCGCUGACAAGGUGGAUCUGCUCACGCCUGUGCAGCGCCACUAUCUCCUGAAAGCGCUCGUGUCCACAGAAAUGCAGCUCGAAUGGAGCGAGCUGGAGAAGCUGGGUGCUCUUACCCAGUACGGCUACCCAUUCUCUCCCACGCGACCCAAGCUCAAGCGCGUGCAAAAGGAUCUGGACAUGGACAGCGAGUUUGCCAAGGGCGAGUUCGCCGCUGCAGCUGACGAUCCCUAUGCCGAUGAAGAUCAGGCGCGCCGAGCAGAGAAUAUCGCCGAGCCUCUGAUGCUCCGACACAUGUUCCAAGUCUUUUUGAAGCCUUUUCCUGGUCUCAAGGAGGCGCCGCUCAAGUACUGGCAGAAGCGGAUUCAGCCCUACUUUGACGAGACUGCUGCGCGCAACUUUUCCCACUCGACCGAGAGAGCCGAGCUGACCAGUCGACGCUUCUACACGCUCGCAUUCACCCGCUACCUCGGAGGUUUCAUGGCAAGAGGAUUUGGUGUGCGUGGGGAGGGGGAGACAAAGGGUCCUGGAAAGGGAGAAUCCGGAAGCGAAAGGUGGGGCGUCGGCAAGCAGUGGGGCAAGGGCACCGUCAAGCGAGGUCUGGACAAGCCUAUUCGCAUCGACGAUGCCCUGAUGGACAAGAUCGACAGCCUCUUUUCAGGCCCCGAAGGUGAUGUGUGGCGUCGAGCACGCAAGGAGACUCAUCGCGUGCGCCGAGACUGGCAAGCUUUCAAGGAGCACACAAUCGAGAGCGAAGCCGGUCUCGAGGAGACGAUGGCGUACUUGCAGGUCAGCAACAUCAGAAAUCUUCCUCCCAGAUACCGCAACGCAGAAGAAUGGGCUCGCAUGCAUGCUGCCUACCUCUUCCACAACCUGUUCGUGACGUCGCCUGCGGCCGACUCGAUCUUUGGUGUGGUGAAGGGCAUCCACGCUCUCUUCCCGUACUGGGGUGCCAGACAGCUCCUAAAGGUCGCAAACGCCGAAUCGAUGAUUUCCGGUAUCCUUGGCUUGCUCUUGGCUCGACCAGCGGGUGCAAAGUCGCUCGUCCAACGCGUCUUUACAUAUGUGCUGGGUAAAGAAGCGACGGCCUUUCAGAAGGACUACAUUGUGCCCUUUAGAAAGGAGAUCAACGAUAUCGAGCUGACAAAGAAGAUUGAAGAGUACGUCAAGCGUGCAAGCAGACCGGAAGGUCGUGCGAUCAGGUCUCGCGCAGAGAGGACCGGCGCGGAUGUCCUCACGACGAUCCUGCUGCACUCGAGCGGUACGCAAUUGAGCUCGCAGAAGCAAUCGUACGUCCAGCAAUUGGAAAAGUCGUACGCCAAGUCGCCCUACGCGGCGGAUGUCAACCUCGCGUACCCUCCCAAAACCCCGGCAGGCAAAGCCCUGGAAGGUCGCGCAGCUGGAAAUUGGGGCGUCUCGUCUCAAGAGGCCGACGAGGCUCGCACGUUUGCCCUGCUCAAGCUGCACUUGCGUGUCUGCCUAAAGAAGCGCGAUCGCGAGCAAGCCAUUCUAUUUGCCAGCGGCUCGCUCAUCCCCACCAUUAUCAAGGACUCGCUCCAGCAAGUCUUCUUUCCAGCCAUUCGUUCGAUCGCAUCUGCGGUCGAUUUGUCCGAGCGUCUGCACGAUCUUCAAAACUUUAUCGACGACCUCAUCAAGAUCAAGAAGAAGGGCGACGAUCAGCUGGUCGCUUUCAUCGCUUUGGCGGCUCGUCACGAGCAGAGUUUGUACCUGCUCUUCUCUCAGAUGCACACCAUCAUCGAUCCGUUCGCAGCCUGGCUGCAGACGGGAGCAGACUACAUGGCCAUGUCCACCACGGAUCCGCUCAACCCUGCCAACCGAAAGGCAAAGAAUCUCGAAGUGAACUUGGAAGAGCUUCUGCGCGAUGACCGUCUGACGCAAGAGGAUGCUGCCAAUAUCGUCAAGGAGGUGGACGAGCUGGCUCAGUUUGUCAAGUGGCAAAAAGUAUGGUACGAAUUGGAGAUGCGCAAAAACUUUAUCCUCGCACGACCUGAAGCAGCUCCGGCGAGCGGGUUGAAUGCGGAUGACAUUCCGAAAGGCUCGAUGCGUCAGGAGAUUGAGGAUGUCGACGCGCUCCUCAAGGAGCUGAUGAAGGCGGAAGGCGUGCCCAUCGAGCAAGGCGAUGUCCGCACCCUUGCGCGUGGUACCGAGAAGGCAGACUUUCCCUGGGCAUGGUUCGACAAGCUGGACCCUCUGGGUCAACAUAUCGUCUCAUCUUCUGGCGAGGUGGAGCCGGACUUGUCCUUCAAGCCCCGCGGCACAACGGCUCCGAUUCCGGAAAUGCUCACACUCAGAAAGCUCAUGCCCGCUUUCCAGGAUCUGCUUCGCGAAACGCUGCCUAGAUGGCAAGAUGGAGAUGAACGAGGGCCACCUAGGGACGCGGGCCUGCUGGCCCCUCCACGCGCUGGCACCACGGCGGGAGCUUCGACGCCGGCAAACACUGCUCCUCCUUCCGUCGCUGGUGACGGUAAAUCCACGACAAAGAGCAAGGGUGGCUUUGGUAGCAUGUUCCGCAAGAAGUGAGAAGCGGUGAGCGAGCGGGUCAUUCGCCAGUUCUCCCCCACCUGCUUUGGUUCUUUUGGAACAUACCACGCGACGCCUUGUCUUUUCCCUACUUUUCUUCUAGUCUCGCUUCCUUUCGCAGCGGCUUUUUUUGCCCUUUCGUUGAUCCUUAGCGCACCGCUGCUGCUUGUCCUGCCCCCAAAUCACGUUCUGAACGCUAUACAGAGCGGACAGAACUUUCGGAUCUUCGAAUGCAUGCUCUC
Messenger RNA from Ceraceosorus guamensis, 3609 nucleotides. RefSeq lists its product as hypothetical. The record is from RefSeq and is a predicted model, not a curated record. The coding region runs from base 392 to 3367 and encodes 991 amino acids. Gene Ontology annotation, molecular function: phosphatidylinositol binding. Lineage: Eukaryota; Fungi; Basidiomycota; Exobasidiomycetes; Ceraceosorales; Ceraceosoraceae. The transcript is spliced from 3 exons.